AUGCAGCACGCUUCGUCACAUCGCCGGAGGCGGUCUGACAUGGAAGACGCUGAGGUUAGCGACGAUGCGGGGGACGGAGCCGGAACACCAGCAUCUGACGCGAAGCGACGACGCGUCGACACCGACUUGGACAGUGAUGGAGGGGCAAGCUCGUUUGACAGCAACUUUGGGAGAGGAAUCGACGUGUCGAGUGACGGUACGAUGGCGGAUUUCCAGCCGGGCGCUAUUGUGCGUGUUAGCGUGCAGAACUUUGUCACCUACGAAAAAGCAGAGUUCUUCCCAGGGCCUCACCUGAACAUGGUCAUUGGCCCCAACGGUACAGGCAAAAGCUCCUUGGUGUGCGCCAUCUGUCUUGGCCUAGGAUAUGCCCCGAAGCACCUGGGUCGCGCCGGAUCUGUCAAGGAGUUUGUCAAGCACGGCAGGGAUACCGCUACCAUCGAAAUCGAACUGCAGAAAAGGCCUCCGGACCGAAGCAACUACAUCGUAAAGGUUCAGAUCCGCCGGGAGCAAAAUACGCAGAAAUGGUGGUUGAAUGGGAAAGAGACGACCCACAAGAAGAUUCAAGACCUGAUGCAGGCGUUGAAAAUCCAGGUGGACAAUCUGUGCCAGUUCCUGCCGCAAGACCGGGUCGUUGAGUUUGCUGGAUGCACCCCGGUAGACUUGCUUCACGAGACCCUGCGCGCUGCCGCCCCGGAGGAAAUGCUGCAAUGGCAGGCCGAACUGCAGGAUCUGCACAGAGAGAAAAAGUCCCUUGCCGAUUCCGUCAACACGGAUGUCGAUGAGUUGCGGAUCUUGGAGAACCGGCAGCAGGGCUUGCAAGCAGAUGUGGAUAGAAUCCGAGAAAGAGAAGAGAUCCAGCAGAAGGUCCAGGACCUCGAAUCAGCCCUGGUUGUGGCCCAGUACGAAGAGGCACGCGACAACUACGGCAAAGCCCGACAUCGGAAGAAGGAGGCAGAGCGCACGUUGAGGCGCUUGGAGUCGGAGAGUGGUCCUUCGUUAGAAGCGAUAAACGAAAAGGAAGCAUACGCGCGGCAGAUUGAAGCUGCGAUACCUUCCAAGGAGAGAGCCUUGAAAGGAGCCGAAACGGCAACCCAGAGCGUUGCUCAAGAGAUUAUUGGCGCAGUUGAGGAGGUCAAAGAGAUGGGCAACAAGCUGGAAGCCGAGGUAAAAGGAUUCGAGUCGAAAAAAAAGGAACUUGCCUCGUCAAGGUCAAAAAUCACGUCCCUCCAAGCGGACCUCAAAAACCAGCCUGCCGAUUUCAACCCUUCGGAUUGGAAUCAAAAAAUUCGUGCUGAAGAGCACAACCUCCGGGAACUCGAAGCAGAAAACCGGCAGCUCCUAUCCGACCGGGACUCCAAGGUGGACGCUGUAAUGCCUAUACAGGCCGACAUCCAGCGAUUGCAGCAGGAGUUGCGUGACUUGGACACGCAACAAGGACAACAGGAAACAUUGAUGCGCAAGCAUUUUCCCGAGCUGGCAGCCGGAUGGAAAUGGAUACAGGAACACCAGGAUGAGUUUGAAAAGGAGGUUUUCGGACCGCCCAUGAUAAGUUGCUCGGUGAAAGAUGAGCGCUAUUCGAGUCAAAUCCAGGCCCUGUUGCAGGUUGACGACUUGUCAUGCUUCACCGCGCAAACGAAAGACGACUACAAGAAGCUUACUGACCAGCUGUAUCGUGUUAUGAGCUUGUCGGUGGUGGUGCGGACGUGUUCCAAUCCCCUGUCUGCUUUCAGCCCCCCGGUGGGCCGGGACGAGGCCGCCGAGUUCGGGUUGGACGGGUUCGCCAUAGACUACCUAAGCGGCCCCGAGCCCGUCCUGGCGAUGCUGUGCGCCGAGAAGCGGCUUCAUCAGUCCGGAGUCUCGUUACGCGAACACGAUGACGAUGCCUACGACAGGCUCAUGAACAGCGGCAAAAUCAACCAGUGGGCCGCGGGACGACAGUCGUUUACCAUUCGCCGUCGCAGAGAAUACGGCCCUCAAGCCAUGACGACCAUCACCAAAAGCAUACGCGACGGAAGAUUCUGGACUUCGCAACCCGUCAAUGAACAGGAGAGGGAGGAAAUCAAACGGCUGUUGGCAGAGGCGCAGGGGAAGAGAGUGGCACUCAGAGAAGAAAACAACAAACUCAAGACGAGGAUCGAUGCUAUUGACGACCAAAAGACUAGAAUAAAUGGCAAGAUUGAAGAAUUACGAAAAGACAAGAGCAUUUUGCAGAAGGAAUACCAAAAAUGGCAGUCGCUGCCAGAGAAAAUCGAAUUCGAAUGCGGCCAGAAGGCUGCGCACGAGCAAGCGAUGAGAGAUGCCAAAAGGAACAUGCAGGAAAUCCACUACGGGUGGGAUAAGGCGGUCAUUCGGCGAUCCAGGCUGGUCCUCCGGCACAAGAGACUGACGGACAACAUCGGCAAAGCCCACCAGGCACUGGUCGAGGCCAAAAUCUGGCUCAUCGAGGCACAGUCGGACGUCGAGGGCCUGAAGGACCGCAACGCCAGCAUCGUGGCUCGGCUGGAGGAGGAGCGGCGCACGGUGCAAGAAGCCACGGAGGAGGUCAACCGCGCCAAGGAAACCGGCCGCCGGCUGGGCGAAAAGGUCACGCAGCUCUUCGACCAAGCGGAGCAGGACCGGCAGGAGCUCGUGACCCAGCUCGCGAGGGGGAGGUCGAGCGAGGACAUUGAGAUGGAGGUGGCAGCCGAGGCGGCCAAGCUCGAGCUCAUCCACGCGGCGAAUCCUAACGUGGUUCGCGAAUACGAGCGGCGCGCCGAGGAGAUUGCCCACAUCAGGCGCAAGAUGGAGGGCGCCGGCGAGAAGCUCAGGACGCUGGAGGCGCAACUCGCCGGCUUGAUGAGCAAGUGGGAGCCGCGGCUGGAGGAGCUGGUGUCCAAGAUCAACGACGCCUUUGCCUACAACUUUGAGCAAAUCAGCUGCGCGGGCGAAGUGCGCAUCCGCAAGCACGACGACUUUUCACAAUGGGCCUUGGACGUCAUGGUCAAGUUCCGCGAGAACGAAGCGCUGCAGCAACUUACCCGCCACCGCCAAUCCGGCGGCGAGCGGGCCGUUUCCACCAUCUUCUACCUCAUGUCCCUCCAGUCCAUGGCCCAGUCGCCCUUCCGCGUCGUCGACGAGAUCAACCAAGGCAUGGACCCCCGCAACGAGCGCAUGGUCCACGAGCGCAUGGUGGAGAUUGCGUGCCGCGAGCACACGAGCCAGUACUUCCUCAUCACCCCGAAGCUCCUGACCGGGCUGCGCUACGACCCCAAGAUGCGGGUGCUGUGCAUCGCCAGCGGGGAGCGCAUGCCGAAGGAGGGCAGGAAGCUCGACUUUGCGCGAUGCAUCAACGUGCAGAAGAGGCUGAUGUCUGCCGCGUGA
Ustilaginoidea virens is the source of this 3360-nucleotide messenger RNA. RefSeq lists its product as uncharacterized. The transcript has 5 exons. Gene Ontology annotation, cellular component: Smc5-Smc6 complex. Bases 1 to 3360 code for a protein of 1119 amino acids. The record is from RefSeq and is a predicted model, not a curated record. Gene Ontology annotation, molecular function: ATP binding; ATP hydrolysis activity. Gene Ontology annotation, biological process: double-strand break repair via homologous recombination. NCBI's taxonomy places the organism in Eukaryota, Fungi, Ascomycota, Sordariomycetes, Hypocreales, Clavicipitaceae.